AUGCUUCAAACUUUCUCUGUUCCUCUCAAUUUACCUCCCAAAUUGAUGCAUUACAAUGCGGAAAUUUUUCCAUCGGUCGACAUGGCAGAAACUGGAGCUGAAAAUAUGCCCGAGUCUGAGCAUGUUAAUGGUGGCGAUGCUGGUAAAAUAAUUGCUGUACUACCUUCUAUGGAAUCGCCUCCGGAAGUGAGCAGAAACGCUGCUGCGCUGAUUUGGACUUCAGAAACGGAUAACCGGCUUUCUACUCCAAGCACGACAGCGGACUUACAAACAGCAAGCUUAUCGUUCCAACGGCGUCUAGGACUCAAUUACACACCCCAGCGGGACAUUCAGCAGCUGUCAAUUGGCCCUAAUGGCAGUUGA
This is a messenger RNA of Aspergillus tanneri, 363 nucleotides long. RefSeq lists its product as uncharacterized. The coding region runs from base 1 to 363 and encodes 120 amino acids. The record is from RefSeq and is a predicted model, not a curated record. The transcript has a single exon. Lineage: Eukaryota; Fungi; Ascomycota; Eurotiomycetes; Eurotiales; Aspergillaceae.